GGGUUCUCAAAUGAGACCCCGCCCUGAACAAGUGGAGGCACCAUUUUGUUUUAUUUUGGUGUUGAAGAGUGCUCUCGACAGUCGAAGCAGAAAAUUACUUCUACGAUCGUGGAAAGUUAACCAGACGUAACAGUCAACAUGAGUGGAUGUCGCAUCUUUAUCGGCCGGUUGAGCCCAUCGGCCAGAGAGAAGGAUGUGGAGAGGUUUUUCAAAGGAUAUGGCCGCAUACGAGAUAUAGACCUGAAGAGAGGCUUCGGCUUCGUGGAGUUUGACGACCCCAGAGAUGCUGAAGAUGCUGUGUAUGAGCUUGAUGGCAAAGAGCUCUGCAAUGAAAGGGUGACCAUCGAGCACGCUCGUGUACGCCUGCGGGGUGGUCGGGGCCGAGGCGGUGGCGGCGGAGGUGGACGUUUCUCCGAUCGCUAUGGCAGAGGCUCUCAGAACAGUCGGAGUCGAAACCCUCCACCAAUGCGCACUGAGAACCGUCUGAUAGUGGAGAACUUGUCGUCUCGUGUCAGCUGGCAGGACCUGAAAGAUUUCAUGAGACAAGCUGGGGAGGUGACAUUUGCAGAUGCACAUCGUCCCAAGCUCAAUGAAGGGGUGGUUGAGUUUGCCUCUUACAGCGAUCUGAAAAACGCCCUUGAGAAGCUCUCUGGGAAGGAGAUCAAUGGCAGGAAAAUCAAACUCAUCGAAGCAGCCAAAAAGAGGUCAAGAAGUCGUUCCCGCUCUGAGAGCUCAUCCCGCUCACGGUCCCGUUCCCGAUCCCGUGGUCGCUCUCAGUCCCGCUCUCCCAGACGCUCUCGCAGCCCCGCCAAGGCCCACCACCGCUCCCGCUCCCGCAGCGGCUCACCUGCAGGCGGCACCUCCUCCAUGAGCCCCAAAUCAAAGGAGCCCAACAAACGCUCCUCCAAAACGAGCAAGUCUGUCACUCCAUCCUCUCCUCCACCUGCUCAGAGAGCCUCUGUAUCCCGCUCCCGGUCUCGUUCACGCUCCCGUUCACGCUCCCGUUCCCGCUCUAGAUCUCCUUCUACCGACAGCCAGCGCUAAAAAGUUCAAUUAUUGGGAAUCAAAAGCAGAAACAACUCGGAGGAGUUGGCACGCUGGGGCUCUUUCCACCUCCUCUGACAGGAGGAAGCAAAGGGUUCGCUUUUAAGUAUAGUUUUGUUUCUUUUCUGGAACUUUCUUGCAACUGUCUCAAAGUUUUUCCUAUUCAUGCAGAUCAUCAUCACCAAUGAACAGUUUAACCAGAUAUUUGAAUAAGAGGGGCAUUUGACUUAAACAACUCAAAUUAAAAAAGAGAAAACUUGCUACACAGUGAUGCUUUGUUAUCCAUGUGAAGUCUGGACCGAUACGCAUGCCCAUUGAAUUCCUGCAACAUUUCCUCUCACUGAACACCCCAAUUAUGGGACAUUUACAUGACUGUCCACAUUAAAAAAAAAACUCCAAACAAGGAUUCUGCAUCCUCCAGCAGUACAUAGAUGCUUUUGAUGAGUCGUGACGAUUUUCCAAAGUUUUUUUUUUUUUUUUUUUUUUUUUUUUUUUUUUUUUUUUUUUUUUUUGGUGAUAUUUUUGCUCGUCAUUGGAACAUUUUUGUCUUGGACUUUUUAAUGUUCUCCAAGGCCCUUUUUUUUUUAUUUUCUAACCCUUUGUACCUAGCACAGCUUUUGUGUGAUUGUGUGUGAUAGAUUUAAUUUAGGAUCCUUGCAUGUGCUUCUGUUUAAUAUAAUUUCAUUUUACUGGACACCCUUUUAUUUGAGCUUAAAGCUCAAAUAUAAUCCAACACUAUAACUGCCAUUUGUGUACAAUUUCCAUGUUGUUCCACCAGUUAAAUGGCUGUAAAUGAAUAUCACGUGUCCUAUAAAAUCUUGAAAUUGGAUUUGGUUAAAGAGGCAAAUCAAGUAUAAAGUUAACACUUCUUCGCUCACAGGAUGCAAGCUGAUUAGCAAUGUUCUGUUAAAAGCAUUUAAAUGUAAUUCCAGGAGUAUGUGUUGGUGCUGUGAUGUUACUGUGCUUCAAAUGAACAUGUAGGCAAAAGUUUCAAAAACAUUGUUUUUUUUUUUUGUACAGGAGGACUUUAUUUUCUGUGGGGAAAAAAAGAAAUAGAUGUUUAAGUUGUAUGAAAACAAUAGACUUAAUCAAUAAACCAAUUUUAGCUAAA
Molecule: messenger RNA, 2155 nt
Organism: Melanotaenia boesemani (Boeseman's rainbowfish)
Lineage: Eukaryota; Metazoa; Chordata; Actinopteri; Atheriniformes; Melanotaeniidae
Gene: srsf5b
Product: serine and arginine rich splicing factor 5b
Exons: 8
Coding region: 139-1044 (301 amino acids)
Cellular component (GO): nucleus; ribonucleoprotein complex; cytoplasm
Molecular function (GO): mRNA binding
Source: RefSeq, a predicted model, not a curated record